AUGCCGGAGAUGCUUCCUUGUCCACUUAAACUGCCAAAAUCUGCAGCUAACCCUGCAUUUGAUCCACACGAACGAACGGAUGCUGCCGAUAUAAAUACGCCGGGUCCGUCUUGUGCACACUUCAGACCCAUAUUGGAUGCACCGAUACGUUGUGUUGAUGGUAUGGAUGUGCUCGUUGAAUCCGGUGCACAAACAAACGUGCUUGAAGAUGAGGAUUAUCAACGUCUGUCUGAUUUCUCCUCUAUUAUGGCUGAUCUUCAACCUCGAACGCGUUCAAAUCGUCGCCGUGGUCGUUAG
Messenger RNA from Echinostoma caproni, 297 nucleotides. Lineage: Eukaryota; Metazoa; Platyhelminthes; Trematoda; Plagiorchiida; Echinostomatidae. The record is from the annotation of a GenBank genome assembly.